Messenger RNA from Galeopterus variegatus (Sunda flying lemur), 2078 nucleotides. RefSeq names its product CUE domain containing 1 (gene CUEDC1). Gene Ontology annotation, molecular function: ubiquitin binding. The annotation marks the transcript as partial. NCBI's taxonomy places the organism in Eukaryota, Metazoa, Chordata, Mammalia, Dermoptera, Cynocephalidae. The transcript has 10 exons. The record is from RefSeq and is a predicted model, not a curated record.
GGUGGCGCCGCGGCGGCCGCAGCCCCGCAGGAGCUCAACAACAGCCGGCCGGCCCGCCAGGUGCGCCGCCUCGAGUUCAACCAGGCCAUGGACGACUUCAAGACCAUGUUCCCCAACAUGGACUACGACAUCAUCGAGUGCGUGCUGCGCGCCAACAGCGGCGCCGUGGACGCCACCAUCGACCAGCUGCUGCAGAUGAACCUGGAGGGGGGUGGCGGCAGCGUCUACGAGGACAGCUCCGACUCGGAGGACAGCAUCCCUCCGGAGAUCUUGGAAAGGACUUUGGAACCUGAUAGCUCUGAUGAAGAGCCCCCGCCUGUGUACUCCCCACCAGCCUACCACAUGCACAUGUUCGACCGGCCUUACCCUCUGGCUCCCCCCACUCCACCUCCCCGGAUCGAUGUGCUGGGCUCUGGACCCCCUUCAAACCAGAGGCGCUACCGGAACUGGAACCCACCCCUGCUGGGCAACCUCCCCGAUGACUUUCUCCGCAUCCUGCCCCAGCAGCUGGACAGCAUACAGGGUAAUCCUGGGGUUCCCAAGCCUGUGAGUGGAGAGGGAGGCCCGCCUCCCACGGCCGGGCAGGGGACCCGUGACCAGGAGAGCCGCUGGAAGCAGUACCUGGAGGAUGAGAGGAUCGCGCUCUUCCUGCAGAAUGAGGAGUUCAUGAAGGAGCUGCAGCGCAACCGCGACUUCCUCCUUGCCCUGGAGAGAGCUGAUAUCAUGCUACUAGUGCGACUUCAUCGAACGUGUCUCCCCCUUCCAGGAACCAGUGAUGCCAACCCUGCUGUGUCUGAAGAUGCCUUAUUCAGGGACAAAUUGAAACACAUGGGAAAAUCCACCCGGAGGAAGCUGUUUGAACUCGCCCGAGCCUUCUCCGAGAAGACCAAAAUGAGGAAGUCAAAGCGGAAACACUUGCUGAAGCAUCAGCUGGGUCCUGCAGCAUCAACAGCCAAUCUCCUGGAGGAUGUGGAAGGCCAUGCUUGUGAUGAAGACUUCCGGGCAAGGCGGCAGGAGGCACCCAAGGCGGAGGAAGCCCUAAGAGAAGGACAGUAGGAGAUGCCAGCAGCUCCUCCUUGCCGGAGAUGAUCUGACCCAGUGGGAGCAGCCGGAGGGCAACACUGGUCCCCAGCUGAAGGGCCCAGCUGCAGCCGGACUGAUGGUGCUUGCAUACUAUGGCCCAGUGGUUCUCCGGUCACAGUCCAGCCCAGCCACUGCCACUUUCCAAGGGACUUAGAACUUUGGAGUUGCCAUCCUGUGAUUGGAGGAAGGCUCUGGGGCCCCUAGAAGGCAGCAGCCAGUCACGACCCCUUUUGUAGCCAGGCUUUUCUAUGGUCAAUGAGUGGAAUGCAGGAACCACCAACCCUGGAGUACGGGAAAGGGCAGAAUGACCCUACCAGAGGCUCUUUGCCCUAAAGGUGGAGCUCCUGCCUCCCUCCCUUUCCCAUUUCUCCUGCCGGGCCACAGACCCCACCUGAUCCCCUAUGUCCAUCCCCAGGUUCCUCUGGGUACCUCGUGCUUUCUUCCCGUGGCCUGCUGCAUCUCGGCCUUUCCUGUGGCUACUGACCCUCUGCACAACCCCUGCACACAACUCCUGGUGGGAGAGCCCUGGGCAGCCACUCGGGCACCCUCCAAGGAGUGAUGGGGCACUGCAGAGAGGUAUCUACUGCCUGCCUGGGCUCAUCGGGCUGCUUCUGUUAGGGGCUGGCAUGGGCCUCCAGCAGCCUUUCCUACACCCAGCAGGGAUGGGGAGGGUGGCUACCCCGGAGCUGGAGGAUUCUGGCUAGGCAGGCCUUUACUUUGGCAGAAGACAACAGCCAGUUCUGGAGUCACACCACCAUGGGAGAUCACAGGGGCUCUGACUCCCCAGCCGGACUAGAAGUCCUGCUGUCCUCCAAGGGUGGGCAGCGACAGGUUCCAGAGUGACCCCUGGAGAAGGUCGCAGACCUGAAGAGCAAGAUAUAGAGGCUGCUGGCCUGGUGGGAGCGCCUAGGGCAGAAGCACUUGCCAGGUUCCCCUUGCAAAGAGCGAGAAGAUGAUUUGAGGAAAACUCUGAUUCUACAAAUGCUUACCGGCAC